Vigna umbellata (rice bean) is the source of this 497-nucleotide messenger RNA. RefSeq lists its product as uncharacterized. The record is from RefSeq and is a predicted model, not a curated record. Lineage: Eukaryota; Viridiplantae; Streptophyta; Magnoliopsida; Fabales; Fabaceae.
AACCUUGUGGCAUUUACUUGAGUGUAUCCAAAAAUACAGAGCAAAAAAUGAUGAGAUCAGGAGAAUACUACACCCAUGUUUCAGAAGUUGAGAGGGAGUCUAGGACUGUUGAAUACCCUAAUGAUGGAGCUCUUUCCUUCAAGAAGGUUGUUUACGAGGAAAAUAAGGUUGAGGAACCCCACCACCACCACCACCUCUUCAGGCACCACCAGCAGCCAGAGACUCGUGAGACUGUGAAAGUUGUAGAGUAUGAGCAAGUUCCUGAGAGGCGUGUUGGUGAAAUUGUCUACGAAGAGAAUAGGACAGUGUGGCCUUGAAUUGCAUGCUAGGGUUCAACUUCAACUUCGUAUUACCAUGUGCCUAUUUUGCUAAGGAGACUAUUUCUAUUAUAAAAAUCACCACUGUGUGAUUGAUUUAAAUAAAUUACUCCUUAGUUAUCACUUUUCUUAUAAGUCUUGUAUAAUUUCAAUAAAGUUACGUUACUAUAUCUGUUGUGU